AAACACUCAGCCGUCCAGCAGCUGGAGCUCUCAUUCCUCAACCACCACACGCCCAGGCAGACAAUAUCCAACUCCUGCCUGUCAUGGGAGACUCCUCCUCCUCUCCAGAUCAGUCACAAACCCCCCACUAUUCUCAAUAUCGCUUGCGCGUGACCGCCGGACCCUCCUACGAUGCCGCCACCCACAAAACCGUCCCCGUCAACAGCUCCGAGACGCUCACCUUCGAAACCUCGUCCAUAAUCCUCUCUGUGUGUGUGCGCAUCCGGCAUUUUACAGGCUUCCCGCCCUCCUCCCCCGUCACCGCCGAGAAGUACUUCACCUCGGAUCUCCACAAAUAUGAUCAAUACAGCAUAUCCUUCAGCUUCGUCCCCAAGCAGGACAUUCCUGGUGAAGAGCUGGUGUUUGGGAAUGACUUUGACAGACCUAUACGGGAUAGAUUGCCGCCGGGAUUCAACCAGGCGUUUAGAAUUGUCAAAUGGUGGAUUGACCCCGGGUUGGACGGGGAUGUGUACGCGGACAGGCCAUAUUUGUACGGUCCGGCCUUGAGUAGCUGGAACAUCUUGAGGAUAUGUGACGAAGUCAUCCCGAAGGAGCAGCUGCCAUUCUCGGCCUCUUCGUCAGAUGCCGAGGACGGGGACGACGAGAAGAAGGUCGACGACGAUGAAACCCACGCGUGGAAGAUCCCCGAGGAGCACACCCAGAACUUCCACGACGCCGUCGUCGAAGAAGGCGGCGAGGGCACAGGCCUCGCUCUCCGCUCCGAGGCAAACAUCCCCGCGGACCCGCCUGGCCGCCAGAAGCACUUCCUCAACCGCACCAACCUCGCCGCCUUCACCUUCGAGCGCGGCCGCCUCUACCAGUCCGACUUUGGCAACCCGUACCUGGACUUCAACGACUUCUCCCUCAAGCUCCCCGGCUUCACGCUGAACGUGAUCCAGUACGUCGACUCCAAGACGCACGAGCUGCGAUACACGCUGAAGAACAAGCGGAGCGGGGAGGUCUACGGCGUCGUGGUGUUUACAUUGUUGUUUGGCCCGGAGUUGCGGGACGCCGCUCGAGAGUAUGGGUCGGACAAUCAGGACGGCGCGGAAGGGGAGGAAGACCGUGAUAGAGAGCGUGAAGACAUACCUUCGGAUGAGGAUGACAUUGAUUGAAAAUACAAGGUCGAUAGAAAGCGUCCUGGUGCACCUGGAUAUAGGACAGAUAAUGAUACCCGACGAUAGAGAGCGCGUCGUCUAGCUUCGGCUAGCCUCGUCUCGUCUCACUUCGUCUUCUCUACUCACCCUGUUUUGUUCGUCGCAUUGGGGCUCUUCACGAUGGCACAUUGGGAAGGACGUCAGCAAUACACGAUGAUGGCCCGCUCUACGAGAUGCUC
Molecule: messenger RNA, 1375 nt
Organism: Cladophialophora immunda
Lineage: Eukaryota; Fungi; Ascomycota; Eurotiomycetes; Chaetothyriales; Herpotrichiellaceae
Exons: 1
Coding region: 84-1154 (356 amino acids)
Source: RefSeq, a predicted model, not a curated record